GUACCCGUGAGAUCCGGCGCUAGUGGUGUGCUGCCUGUUUGUAUCAGCAAUAAAAAGCCCCCAUUCCCCCUCCCUUGUCAUCUUGGUCCCUUCCUAUUACAUUUUUAUCAACUUAUAUGCCCAGAAAGUGUCGGCUUCAUCAUGUCGUCCGUCACUAGUAAUAUUGUCCGUCGAAGCACUGAUGUUGCGGUCGGGUUCAUGCGGUCCACGGAGACCAAGGAACCUAAUGGAGGCCUGGUGGCUUUGUUCGCCCUCAGUGCCAUCAUGCUCUGUCUUGCUUUCUGGAGUAUUGAGUAUACCUACGGCAUGGUGAUCGCCACUCUGGCCGCGGUCGAGGAUACCAACCCUGACAUCUAUGUGCGCAUUGCUUCCGAUCCCGACCCAACCAAGCCCUCCAACGUGGAAGAGUCGGGGUUGAUUGCCGCUACUCCCGUCAAGCCCAUCACCAGCAAGCUGCGCACCGCGGUGAAGCACCUGCGCAACCGUGCUGGAUUCUGGUCCCGUUUCCGUGGCAUGGGCAUGUUCCUCGCUUACACCGGUGCCCGUGGUUUCCUUACGUCUUGCCUUGCUGUGUCAAGUACUUCCUAUCUGUCCCAGUUUGUUAUUCAGUCUCUCAUCAGCGUACUUCUGGCUACUUGGCAGAUGGCUUGGGUGCACAUCGUCAUCUCGGAGCCCUCCCCCAAGCGCUUCUACCAGCGCAUCCCCAGCUAUAAGACUUGGAUCAAGAUUGCUCCAGCUGCUGCCCUCCAGGAUGUCCUCACUACUGCUGCAUUCUUCCUCCCCAUGUCUGUCGCCGACUUUGCGGGCUGGCUCGAUACCACCAAUGACCAGGACAUUGUACCCAUUCAGGGACUAUGCCGCUUUAUGGGUGUCACUCUGAUCCCUGCCGUUCUGGCAUUCCUCAUCUCCAUGCCUGCUCGAGUCAUCUUCGUCCGUGUGGCUGCCUCCAUGCUGCCCGAAGAGGACGAGAGUAUCGUGCCCUUUGACCGCUCUUUCGGGGGCAAGGUUAGCCCUGCCAUCACCGGUGGCAGCGGCAAGAUCGGUCUCAUGGAUGCAUGGACCACAUUUGACUGGGCCGCCCGUGUUCGCUUUGCCAAGGUCAUUGGCAAGACGUUCGUUAUGCAGGUGGCGCUUACUAUUUUCACCGUCUUAGUCCUUGGUGGUCAGGUCUUUUUGAUGCUGAAGACUGCCAAGCCUGUCAGCUCUGAUCCCUCUGCGCUCUAG
Molecule: messenger RNA, 1224 nt
Organism: Penicillium bovifimosum
Lineage: Eukaryota; Fungi; Ascomycota; Eurotiomycetes; Eurotiales; Aspergillaceae
Exons: 2
Source: RefSeq, a predicted model, not a curated record